Molecule: messenger RNA, 948 nt
Organism: Fukomys damarensis (Damara mole-rat)
Lineage: Eukaryota; Metazoa; Chordata; Mammalia; Rodentia; Bathyergidae
Gene: Bloc1s2
Product: biogenesis of lysosomal organelles complex 1 subunit 2
Exons: 5
Coding region: 60-488 (142 amino acids)
Biological process (GO): lysosome localization; endosomal transport
Cellular component (GO): gamma-tubulin complex; BLOC-1 complex; BORC complex
Molecular function (GO): gamma-tubulin binding
Source: RefSeq, a predicted model, not a curated record
GUGCGCAGACCCAGUGCGCAUGCGCAGACACCCAGCCCGGAAGCAGCUCUGGGCCGGGCAUGGCAGCAGCGGCUGAGGGAGUCCCCGCGACUAGACCGGAGGAGCCGGCCCGAGACGAUGCCGCCGUUGAAACAGCCGAGGAAGCAAAGGAGCCCGCCGAGGCUGACAUCAAUGAACUCUGCCGGGACAUGUUCUCCAAAAUGGCUACGUACCUGACUGGGGAGCUGACUGCCACCAGUGAAGACUAUAAGCUCCUGGAAAAUAUGAAUAAAUUAACCAGCUUGAAGUAUCUGGAAAUGAAAGAUAUUGCUAUAAACAUUAGUCGAAACUUAAAGGACUUAAACCAAAAGUAUGCUGGACUACAGCCUUACCUGGAUCAGAUCAAUGUAAUUGAGGAGCAGGUAGCAGCUCUUGAACAGGCAGCCUACAAGCUGGAUGCGUAUUCCAAAAAACUGGAAGCCAAGUAUAAGAAGCUGGAGAAGCGAUGAAAGACGUAUUCCUAUAUCACAAGGCCUUUUUUUUUUUUUUUUUUUUUAAUGUGGAAGAAUGUUUUAAAGCAACUGGAUCCUGAGGCUGGUGAAUUGUCAAAGUUCCUCAAAAGGAAAUCUUGCUGGUCAUCCCAGGAACAUCCCAACAUUGGAUAAACUAGAGGACUGUGGAUACUCUUGAACCUCCUUAAAGGGAAUAUCUGUCAGAAAUUCACACUUACAGCUCCUUACCCAUUACUUGAAUGCUUCAUCAUCCAUUCAAGACAGAUAUUUUCUCAAAGUUCAGUAUAAACCUGGGCUUACCAGUAGAAUCAAGUGAGAGGACCUGUUUUCUCUUGACAGUGGUGGAUUACUAUAUUAUUUUCUUAAAUGGCUGAUUUUUUAGUUACUGUGCAAAUGGUUGUUUUUUAAGUAACAAUGCUAAUGUUAUUAACAAGAUUAACAAUUAAAAAAGGAAAAC